Molecule: messenger RNA, 702 nt
Organism: Dromiciops gliroides (monito del monte)
Lineage: Eukaryota; Metazoa; Chordata; Mammalia; Microbiotheria; Microbiotheriidae
Gene: C2H15orf62
Product: chromosome 2 C15orf62 homolog
Exons: 1
Coding region: 178-702 (174 amino acids)
Source: RefSeq, a predicted model, not a curated record
CGCUGGCAAGGGCCCUGGGCCAGACAGAGCCUCAGGGGCUGCCUCUGCUCACAGCCCCAGCUUGUCCCCCCACCCCCACCCCCUCCCCGCACAGGCCUGGUGGAAAGCAACUGCCUCUGAACUCUGGGGCGAGCGGCCUCCUGCGGGCAACCAAGGUGGCCCGCUUUCCUCAGUCCCAUGGAGACAUGGAGGAAAGCAUCUUUCCGCAACAAUUCUUUCUUCAAACGUCUGAGCCUCGGGAGACCCCGGCGACUCAGACGGCAGGGCAGUGUGCUCAGCCAAGUCAGCACUGCGGAGGGAGACCAUGAGGAGUACAGUAAUCGGGAGGUCAUCCGGGAGCUGCGGGGAAGGCCGGAUGGCCGCCGCCUGCCUUUGUGGGGGGAUGAGCAGCCCAGAGCUACACUGCUGGCCCCACCCAAACCCCCACGCCUCUACCGGGAGAGUACCAGUUGUCCCAACAUUCUGGAGCCCUCCCCUGCCUAUGCUGCUGCCUAUUCAGCCACCCUACCCUCAGCCAUCUCCUUGGCUGGAACGCUGCAUGAGUAUUCAGAGGAGGACUCCCUAGAUGCUGCCCCUCUCCAGGGGGCACCUGCUGAUGGCACCGACCCCUUCUUUUCCUUCAAAGUGGACCUGGGAAUUUCGCUUCUUGAGGAAGUUCUACAGAUCCUGAGAGAGCAGUUUCCCAGGGACCCAUGGGCCUGA